Messenger RNA from Protopolystoma xenopodis, 482 nucleotides. NCBI's taxonomy places the organism in Eukaryota, Metazoa, Platyhelminthes, Monogenea, Polystomatidea, Polystomatidae. The record is from the annotation of a GenBank genome assembly.
AUGAGUUGGACAUGUAUGACUUCAAAAACGACUAUUUCUAUGACAAGUUAAAUAUUUGUCUUGAACUGAGACAUUGGGAUCAACUUUAUCUACUGGCUAGAAAUAAGCUUCAAAAAAAUCCAGAUGAUUGGAGCUCGUGGAAGUCAUUGCUUCAACUUUUGUACACAGAAAAUGGUCCUUUACGACAGCUGAAUCUUGAAAGAGCUGGGCUUGUCGAUGCCCUCAUAAAAUCGAUAAUUAGGCUGUGGCCACAGGCGAGAGGACCGCAAUUAGCUCGUCUCGAUUUAUACGGUAAUUUGCUGCUAGUUAAAUCGGAGAUUGCCCCUUCCAAAGACAUAGUCGUUGAAAGUCUAAAAUCUUUCCUUCAAGCUUUCGAUUCUAAGCCAGUGUGUCCUUAUGAUAUCGCUUAUUUGCUUCCCAUCCUUCUUCCUCAUGAUGAGGACCGCUGCAAAGUAAGUACACCUGUCAUAUUAUGUUUGUAA